AUGGUCGCCAGCGCCGUCGCUAGUAACCCUCGCAUUUGCGCUGGUGCUGUUAGCGGGGGGCGCAAUUCGCGGCGGCGAGUGCAUGUUGCGAACUAUGCGGCUCGUCACUUUGCCGAACAACGCGUUGGGCGCCAGAUGCCUCGAUGGCAGCGAACCCUCGUAUUACUUCCGCCCAGGCGCCUCCUCUACCCCCCCCGUCAAGCGAACCUCCCCCCGCGCAGCCGCUUCUCCAGUAGCAGGCGGCCACGUGGCAGGCAGCGGCCAGUCCCCCAAUCGGCGGUGGUUCGCCAGCAGAAGCAGCGGGAUCGCCGCGGGGAAGCCGACCCAAUGGGGAUCGUCGUCGCCGGCGGACGGCGCGGCGAAUCGCGACACGUGGCAGCCAGCGCAAACGCCGGGGGCGACCCGGGGAUUAAGAUUCACAUCCAUCUGCCGGCGGGCGGGUGGUGCUUCAACGCGAAAGAGUGUCUUAAUCGCUCCUUGACCUUCCUCGGUUCCAGUGACGGUUGGCCCCCUGUCAUCCCCGAUUCCGUCCCCAUGGGCGGAAUUCUGAACGACGAUCCGGACGUGAACCCGCUAUUCGCGGACUGGCCCCUCGCGCGCAUCAACUACUGCGACGGGGGCGGUUUCGCGGGGCAGCGCGGGCGCAUCAACGUCACCGUCCCGAGCGCGCCUGUUGGGGGGGCGCAGGGUGGGGGGAAGGCGGGGCGGCAGGGGCGGGUGCUGGCGGGAAUGAAGCCUGGACCAGGGGGGUCGGGGGGGGCGGUGGGGGGCGGGGGAAGCGGGAGUACGGGGGGAGCGGUUGGGGGAAAGCCGGGGGGGUCGGUGGGGGGGAAGCAGAGGAUGGUACCGCUUUACAUGGACGGGUGGAGCAUCGUUCGGUCCAUCAUCGAUGACCUGAAGACGAAGCGGGGCUUUGCGCAGGCCACAGAGGUGCUGUUGUCCGGGAGCUCAGCGGGCGGGCAGGCGACCAUCUACCUCUGUGACCGUGUGGCAGCCGCGUUCCCCUCCGCCUCCACCCGCUGCGUUGCAGACUCGGGCUAUUUUGUCAACUCCAUAGACCGCAACGGCACGCGCCUGUGGGAGCGGCUGGCAAAGAGCAUUUCGUCCACCCAGCAGCUCAGCAACCCUGCCUGCCGUAAACGGCUCCCUCCCUCGCGCCACUGGGCGUGUUUCUUUCCCGAGCAAGCCCUGAUGGCGCUAAAGACCCCGAUCUUCGUUAUCCAAUCGCUUUUCGACGUUGUCGCGGCGGCAAUUGGGGGACAGACCCGCACCACUCCCGACCACAAUUUCUACAACUACACUGCUACUAUACAGUGCCAAGCAGCGGGUAACACUCCGGCCGGCAUUCAGAAACAGCAGGCCGACGACGAGGAUAGACGGCGGCGUCCGGCGGGUGAGGGGAGAGAGGACGUAACGCUGCGCGGGCGGAUGCGCGGACCGGGGGGUAUGCGGGCGGCGGACCGGGAGUUCCGAGUGCUGCCUCUGACGGUGAAAGCGAUGGCGGUCGCGAGCGCGUACCGCGUGGGGGACAGCAGCUUCGUGGUGAUGGGCGAGUAUCUCACGCCCGUCUUGGCGCAUCAUCUGAAGCGCGCGCUCGUAGACGAGUGCGCGUGGGAGGGGGAGAGCGGCGACCGCGCGGUGACUGCGGCGGAGUUCCUCUGGCUACGGAAGGAGGACUACCACGGCAAGCCGUGGGCGCCGGUGAUGAUUCGCUGCACGUUCGCGCGGCCCGUGGGGAGUGACAAUAACGGGGGGUCGUUGCUGCUCCGGCGACGCGGCACGGAGGAACCGAGGGCGAUUGUAAAGAAGUUUCCGUUGGUGUUACAAGAGGUGGAAAUGGAGGUGCUUCGCGAGGAGCCGGGCGCGUUUGAGCUUAUAAAGAGACCGCCACUAUAUGAGUUGGCGCACUGUAGCGGCCCCCUUUAUGGUCACCUGCGCCCCCGUGCCGUCUCUGAUUGGCUACACUACCACUCGCACGCGGUGGGCGUUCAACACUUUUUCCUCCACGAUUUCGGGGCUAUAAGCGGCGAUUACGCCGCCACGUCAGAAGAAACCGCAGCACCAUCAGCAGAAAAACUAGCACCAGCCGGAGGAGGAGCAGAAGCGAGUGCAGCGAGCGGAGUAAGCGGAGCGAGAGCAGCAGAUACGAGAGAAGAAGAGCCGUCUUUGGCGGAGGUGGUAGCGCCGUUCAAGGCGAGAGGGCUGGUGACGGUGACGCGGCUGCUGGGGCACGAGCGGUUCCGGUCGCACUACUGGCAUCAGAUCCUCACCCAAAACGACUGCCUCUACCGUGCGCGCUUCACCGCCAGGUGGCUCAUAUUCACAGACAUGGACGAGUACAUCUUCACGCCUCCGCCCGCGUCGCUCUCCUCCGCGCUGGCGGCGCUGGCGCGCUCGAGCCACGCGUGGGCGUCCAUGGGCGCUUACUGGGGCUUCAUCACGCGCUGCCGGGUUAAGAAUGCACCAGACAUCCUUUCUCGUGCUGGACCAGACACGCCGGACGCUCCGCAUGCACUUGUCGCGGAGAUUCACAACGAACCGCGAACCGUUUGGUUUCUAACUCUUGUGUACGGCGUGCUGCGUCGUGGAGUGAGCAUAGAUUCUGGCAGCAAUCGGGGAUCUUGUAUGUGA
Closterium sp. Yama58-4 is the source of this 2631-nucleotide messenger RNA. Lineage: Eukaryota; Viridiplantae; Streptophyta; Zygnematophyceae; Desmidiales; Closteriaceae. The record is from the annotation of a GenBank genome assembly.